AUGACGGAACGGGGAAAUAGUAGCAAAGAGCAAAAGCAGAGUGCGGGGUCCGAAAAGGGGCUAAGCCAGGACAAAGGAAUGGGAGAUCCUCUGAGUCUCCAAUCGUCCGAUCAUCCAGGUAUGACUUUAGUCUCUGCACCUCUGGUAGGAUCUAACUUUCGAUCUUGGAAUAGGGCUGUUAGGAUAGCCCUGGGUGCCAAGAUGAAGUUAGGGUUUGUCGAAGGAACAGUUUCGGCACCUAGUAAGGAAUCUGAAGAUUAUGAACAAUGGAAGAGAUGUGAUUUCAUGGUCACAUCUUGGAUCUUGAAUUCCAUCUCCAAAGAACUGGUGGAUGGGUUUAUCUACACUGCCUCGGCCAGAGAUCUCUGGCUAGAGAUCAGUGAGAGGUUAGGAGAAUGUAACGGACCCAUGGUUUAUGAGUUACACAGAAAAAUUUCCCUAAUAGCUCAAGAGAACGCUUCUGUCUCAGUUUACUUUACCAAGCUAAAGAGGCUCUGGGACGAGCUUGGCUCGAUGGAAACUCUCCCCACCUGUACGUGUGGGGCGUCUAGAGCCAUUGCUGAGAUAACCAAUCGUAACAAGCUCAUGCAAUUUUUAAUGGGCCUGAAUGAGGUCUUUGGGUCAGUCAGAGACCAAAUCUUGGGAAUGGACCCUUUGCCAACUGUAAAUAAGGCAUACUCCAUGGUUGUUAAAUUUGAAUCACAAAGGGAGGUUCUAGGGGCUAUGAAUGAUAACUCAGAAUCUCUAGUGCUUCUAAAUAAAAGUUACUCACAGAGUCAAACCAGGUCUAGAAAAUUAGACACUAAGAAGGCCCACUGCAACAUGGAUGGACACACUCGAGAGGGGUGUUUCAGACUCAUUGGGUACCCAGAUUGGUUCAAAUCUAAGAACAAAACUGGAACUCACCCAGUUAGGGGUUCUAAAGACACCAGAAUGGUGGCUGCAGUCAAGGGAGCUAAAUCUGUAGAGGACAACCCUCUAGAUCACUUUGACACCUCAACUAAAAUCAGUGAACUAACUUCAAUGUUAAGUUCAUUGAAGUAA
Messenger RNA from Manihot esculenta (cassava), 1044 nucleotides. RefSeq lists its product as uncharacterized. Lineage: Eukaryota; Viridiplantae; Streptophyta; Magnoliopsida; Malpighiales; Euphorbiaceae. The record is from RefSeq and is a predicted model, not a curated record. The coding region runs from base 1 to 1044 and encodes 347 amino acids. The transcript has a single exon.